Molecule: messenger RNA, 6771 nt
Organism: Copidosoma floridanum
Lineage: Eukaryota; Metazoa; Arthropoda; Insecta; Hymenoptera; Encyrtidae
Gene: Dap160
Product: dynamin associated protein 160
Biological process (GO): positive regulation of Rho protein signal transduction
Molecular function (GO): protein binding; guanyl-nucleotide exchange factor activity; calcium ion binding
Source: RefSeq, a predicted model, not a curated record
UAGUAUAUAAAAGUCUCCGGAAAAUUCAUACUCUGCUGCUUAUGGAUUAGGAUUGAAAAAAAAAUUUUUUUUUUCUUUUUUUUGUUUUCAAUAAAAGGUAUGAUAUAAUCCGUUAUGGCGAGUAAAUGUGCGGUGGCCUCCUGGGUUCAGUGACACGACUUUUUGGAGCAGUUGUACAUUAUCAUCGAGUAUAUAGCUAGUAUCAUCAACACAGCGGGGUAGAGCAACAAAGAAGGAUAGAGAGAGAAUGAAAGGGAGCUAGGGGAGAGACGGCGACGACGACGACGACGACGUAUAGAGCGUAGAGAGCACGCAGAUUACACAGGGCCAGGAGUAUAGGAGGAUCGAUCGCGCGCCGCACAUAUACGUACCUAUAUACGUACAAAAAAUACACACACCUCAAUUGCUCGGUCUUUCACUUGCGCGACUGUUACAUGUUGUAUUAUAUACACACGAGCGACAACCGCCGCCGACGACGACCGACAGUAGAGUGUGACGACGACGAGAGAGAUAAUAAUUAGAGAGAAAAAGUGGUGAGAGAGAAGUCUAGUGCGUGUGUGCGUGCUUGUGGACUUGUAUCUCUUUAACCUUGAGGAAGAGCCUGCUCUAGGCGCGCCGUGAGAAGGAAGAAAAAGCCAAGAGAGCGGGGAGGAAAAUGCAGCUAUAGCGAUGCUGGCGAGCAGCAGGCGUUCGUUCUGAACGAGCCUUUCUUUCCUUCCCUUCCUUUCAAUCAUCUCCAAGGAGUUGCGAGGAAACUUGGAGGACAGUGUCGAGCCCCAUUCAAGAGGCGCUCGGGGAGUAAACCGAGUCGUUAAACUGCUGCCUCCGCUGCAUCAGGAUGACCAGCCCUAUUACUCCGGGUACUGACCCUUGGGUCGUAACUAUGCCAGAACGGGUUCGCUACCAGCAGCAAUUUGAUGCUCUUCAGCCCAUAAAUGGGAUCAUUACUGGAGUGCAGGCAAAAGACUUUUUGUUAAAAUCUCAACUUCCGCCACCCGUGCUAGGGCAAAUAUGGGCACUGGCGGAUACAGAUUCAGAUGGAAAAAUGAACAUUAAUGAAUUCAGCAUAGCUUGCAAACUAAUAACUUUGAAAUUAAGGGGUUUUGAAGUACCAAGUGCAUUACCUCCUUCUCUACUAAGAAGUUUGCAGGCUUUAUCUUCAGGAGGGUCAAGCCCGAUAACUGCUGUGUCCCCAGUGCCACCAGUAUCUCCAAAUCCAACUGCUGCUAGUAUUCCACGACCCGUACCAGCUGCACAAACAGUUAUACCAAAAAUUGGACCUCCAGUCGUUCCCCCUAUGACAGUCCCACCUGCAUCGCAACAAAGUAGACAACCUGUAGCUGUCAAUACACGCCCAUCAAAGCCUCCCGCUCGACCGCCACCACCUACUCAUGUCUCUGGAGACUCCACUGCUAAGGUCGAAAGUGGUGCUAUUCCGCAAAGACCUACACCUACCGACAGUAUCGGAGCUGGAUUCGUACCGACGACUGGUCCACCUCCGAAGCCACAGCCACCAUCGUUUCCCAACAGCCCUGCAGGAUCAACUGUUGUAUCGCCUGUUAUGCCCGUCGUGGCCCCACCAGUUCAGAUGGUUCAGCCUAUGACAUCAUCAGUAUCGAAUAUGGAUUUAUUCGAUCUUUUAAUGUCGGAAGGUGUCCAGCCGGUUGCUCCAAUAGUACCAGUCGUACCCGUGGCACCUAUCGUACCAAUAAACACAGCGCCAGUACCGGCGCAAGCCUUUAGCAUGGGCCCGACUGUACCAGUGCAACCCAUGCCAACGGGAAUAAUACCCCCGUUGUCUGCCGUUGCUCCCACAAUGGCUCCGAUUGUACCAGUGGCUGCAGUUGGUGCCGCGAUGCCAGCAACGAUAACGCCACCAGCGACUCCAAUACCCCCGAACACGAUUGCCAUGAAUGGAGGGGUCAUUCAUACGCCAGUAUCAUCGAAUACACCAUUGAGCACAACAGCUAGACCACCGAGCAUAGAUAGAGUAGGGUCCAUAGAUUCUCAGCACAGUCUACAUUCCGUUGGCUCACCGCAGGCCGUUGAGUGGGCCGUACCGCACCAAACAAAACUUAAAUAUACUCAGCUUUUUAACACGUGGGACCGAGCGCGAACUGGUUUUUUAUCUGGCCCUCAGGCUAGAAACAUUAUGGUACAGUCUCAGUUACCGCAGGCUAUACUUGCACAAAUCUGGGCUCUGUCAGAUAUGGAUUCGGAUGGACGUCUCGGCUGCGAGGAAUUCGUUUUAGCGAUGCAUUUAUGCGACAUGUCGAAAAUGGGCGAAGUUAUUCCAACAAAAUUACCAAUAGAACUCAUUCCGCCCACUUUCAGGCGCCAACGACAGAGUUCUGUUUCCUCACAAGGGGUUCCUGACAAUGUUGACCCACUAGCCGGCAUGCCACAAUCUUCGUUUGAAGAUAAGAGGAAAGAAAACUUUGAUAAAGGUCAAGCGGAAUUGGAAAGACGUCGAAAAACGUUGUUGGAAAUUCAACGAAAAGAGCAAGAGGAGCGAGAACGAAAAGAAAGAGAAGAAGCUGAGAAACGAGAAAAGUUGAGAUUAGAGCAAGAAAGACGUCGACAAGCAGAACUAGAACAACAAAUGUUGAGGCAAAAGGAAAUGGAAGAAGAAAAGGAAAACGAACGUAAACGAGCUCAAGAACAAAGAGAAGCAGCAAGAAAAGAGAUGGAAAGACAACGUCAAUUAGAAUGGGAAAAACAAAAGUCACAAGAGUUGCAAACUCAACGGCAAAAGGAACAAGAUAUCCUUUUGAAACUGAAAGCAAAAAAUCAGACGUUAACUAUCGAGCUUGGCUCACUGAACGACAGAGUCAAAGAAUUAUCUCAAAAAAUUUGUGACACGCGUGUUGGUGUAUCUACGGUAAAAACUACGAUCGAUGGUAUGAGAACGACCCGAGAUCAACAGCUUCAGGAGAUGUCAGCAUUAAAAAAUAAGUUACGCGAGCAAAAUCAAAGACUGUUAGCUGUUAGCCAAGAAAAAGCAAGGCUUGAAGCUAAAAGCAAAUCGCAAGACCAAGAAGCUCAGAAGCUUAAACAAAUUGCAAUAAAACAAUUGAAAGAUAAAAUAACGGAUCUCGAACAAGAAAUCAAGGAUAAAGAAAAGGAAAUGGAAAAUAGCAAUAACCAAUUAGAGGAAAUACAAAAGGAUCAGCAAACUUUGCUGGAAAAUUGUAUGGAUCUUAAUAAAAAAUUCGAGGAGAAGAAAGCAAUUGUUCUGGAGAUGCGUCAGAAAACGAAUCCAGCUUCAUUCACAACCUCAACGUGGGGAGAAGAUGCCUGGGGUGACACUGCUGGUGACGUGGACAUCGACGCAUGGCCAUCGGACGACACGGCAGUAUCUCAAGCAGAAAAAGCUGAUGUCAGCGGAACGAGGAAAUACAGAGCUCUUUACGAAUUUGUUGCUAGAAAUCAAGAUGAGAUUUCUUUCCAACCUGGAGAUGUUAUUAACGUACAGUCGGUGCAAAAUGCAGAACCCGGCUGGUUAGCAGGUGAGAUUCGAGGCCAUACGGGUUGGUUUCCGGAAUCAUAUGUUGAACCUCUUGAAGUCGUGGCCAGUACUGCCGUUGUUGGCGAUGCCUUUGCACAUCAGGAUAGCAUAGAAAAACGAACGUUAGAAGAAAUUGUGGAAGUUCCUGAAAACUUGUCUGAUGCAGGCUCUGCGGUAGGUGAGGGUCCGUACAUCGAACCCAUCACUCCUAAAUUAGGAGAAGGUCUAUUGUGUAACAUUUCAGCCAUCACUCUGUAUCAGUAUCGACCUACGCUUGAUCAACAUUUGUCCUUUGGUAAAGGAGAGACAGUUACGAUUAAAGAAGAACAGGAUGUUUGGUGUUAUGGUGAAUCGAGCCUUGGUAGAGUGGGCUGGUUUCCAAAGUCUUACGUUAAAUAUAAAGUUGCAAACGGUCAAGACACAACGAAAGCUCUCGGCGGUGGCCUUAACGAAUAUUACAUGGCACUUUAUCCAUACGCUUCUAACGAAGCUGGUGAUCUCAAUUUCAAUCAAGGUGACGUCAUUUUGGUUACGAAAAAAGACGGGGACUGGUGGACGGGUGUGGUUGGCGACAGGACAGGAAUUUUUCCUUCAAAUUACGUUGAGAAGUACGAUAUGCCGGAUCAGACCACCGCAGCUCCAGCGACACCUGAACCAGAAGAAAUAAUUAAACCUGUAGAGGCUGUAAUACAAGCGCAAGAGAAACCACAGGAGAAAACUGCCGAGCAGCUCGAGGAGGAACGAGCCGAAGCCGAGGACAGAGCCGAGCUGCCAGACUUUGCAGCCAUGUCUGCGCAGCAGUAUAAUACAAAGAGAGGAAGAAAGCCUGAAAUCGUGCAAGUUAUUGCAACGUACAAAGGCACGAGUCCUGAACAAUUAGAUCUACAAAAAGGUCAAUUGAUAGCAGUGCGCAAAAAAACCGAGUCUGGAUGGUGGGAAGGUGAAUUACAGGCUCGAGGAAAGAAGAAACAAAUCGGCUGGUUCCCAGCGUCGUAUGUAAAACUUCUGAUCAGCACUAGUAACCGCAGUACACCAGUUUCUCAUAGAUACCAAGAUUCUCCAACGAUGGAUCCGUUUGCCGAAAAAGUCAUGGCACUGUAUCCUUACAAAGCACAAAACGAGGAUGAGCUCAACUUCGAAAAGGGAGACGUAAUUGUCGUUCUGUCCAAGGACGAGGAGUCGUGGUGGCGAGGCGAAUUAAACGGUCUUUCCGGAGUAUUUCCCAGCAACUACGUUUCACCAAUGUUCAACGACUUUCUGAGAACUGAUCCGAUGGCCCAGCUCGAUCACACGGAGCGCAAACGCCAGGAACACAUCAAGGAGCUCAUCCGCACGGAAGAGGCCUACAUCGUCGAUAUGCAACUGGUCCACGAGGUUUUCGAAAAACCGCUCUUAGCCAGCAUGGUUUUGACCGUCCACGAGGUCGACAAGAUAUUCAUCAACUGGCGAGACAUCAUUGCUUGUAACGACAGUUUUUUAAGGACCUUGAGAAUAAGGCGCGACAAUAGCGAAGGAGGGAUCAUCCGAAUGAUCGGUGAUAUCCUCUGUGAAAACAUUCCACGUAUGUCUGCUUACAUAAGAUUCUGUAGUUGUCAAAUAUCGGCGGCCAAGUACCUUCAACGGCUCACCGAAACGAAUCAAGCUUUCGUCGAGGUAUCCCAGAGAUGCCAACAGGACGUUCGAACCAAAGGAAUGCCACUGAGCUCGUUUUUGAUAAAACCGAUGCAGCGAAUCACCAAAUAUCCAUUGCUCAUUGGAAAGAUACUAGAGUACACUCGUGCCGAGCAUCCUGACCGGCAGUAUUUGCAAGAAGCUCUGGCCAAAGCCGAGGAAUUUUGCACGCAGGUGAACGAAGGUGUGCGGGAGAAAGAAAACAGCGACAGACUCGAAUGGCUUCAGACACACGUGGCUUGUGACGGCCUCGAGGAGCAAUUGGUCUUCAAUUCGCUCACGAAUUCUCUCGGUCCUCGCAAGCUCCUGCACUACGGGAUUUUACACAAGUCCAAGAGCGGAAAGGAACUCGUCUGUUUCCUUACAAACGACUUUUUGUUGUUCGCGCAACCACUGAAAUCAAUACCGAGUAAUCAGCAGUUUUCCUUCGAGAGAAACGAAAAUCAAAAGUUCAAGCUGUACAGAAGGCCUAUCUUCUUACAAGAUCUGAUUCUCUUCAACGAGCUAAAGACGAACGGGAUCGGCAACUCCCUGACUAACGGCGGUGGCGAUCACACGCCAUCCGAACACUCGAGGACAUUGCGGCUAAGUGACUCCAAAAAGGACAUCAAUCUAGUGACCCCGUCAACUAGCGAGUGCUCGUUGUGGGUACGCCGGAUAAUGGAGGCUCGAAGACAAUUCGCUGAAAACGAAAAGAGCCGACUGCAGCGUCAACGCUCGAAGCAGGCGCAGUUCAAAGCAUGCGGACGAAUUCUCGUGACUGUGGUAGAAGGAUCCAGCUUAAAAAAUACGACCGUUCGACACAGGCCUACAAAGGGCCUUAUUUGGAUAGUAGUUAAGGAGGCAGAAGAUCUUGUCAGUAAAAACAAAGGAAAAUGCAACGCAUAUUGCAAGGUUUCCAUGGGAUCACAAGAGGAGCAGACGAUCGUUGUCUCGGGUUCAGAUUGUCCAAUAUGGGACACUUCUAUGCAGUUCCAAGUUAAGGAUUUGCAUGAAGACACGCUGUGCAUUACGAUUUUCGAUAAAGGAUAUUUUAGUCCUGAUGAAUUUCUCGGCCGAGCAGAGGUUCGAGUCGUAGACAUUGUCAGAGACAGCAGUGACACGUUUGGUCCAAUAACGAAACGAAUAAAACUGCGUGAAGUUGACCGAGGGCACGUACUCUUAAAGUUAGAUUUACGUUUGUUUGGCAGCAGAUAGUGCUUACAAAAAUUUUUCGAAAUAAUUACCCAUAAUACAGAAAACGGCAUAACUAAAUCUGAUUAAUCAGUCUUAUACCCAUAUCAUUAGUAUAAAAAAGUAUUGAGCUCUUUACUUGAGAGCUUAAAAAUAAAAAAUACAUUUCCAUUAGAUUACAAUUCUUUAAAUGUAAAUGUGUUAAUGAAAAAUCAAGUCUGAUUCAAAAUAUGCGUAUAUAGUUGAUAGUUUUGUAUACACCAUGUUGUAAUAUUUGAACGAAAAUUGGGAAACAUUUUCCUGUUUAAUUAUUUUACUGUAUUGUUUUUAAGUUUAUUAUGAAUUUAUAAUUAUUGUUAAUUUGCUAUUGCAAAUACUCUCAUUCACGAUACCGAGAUUAAAUUAUUAAAUAAAAUAUU